Molecule: messenger RNA, 579 nt
Organism: Striga asiatica
Lineage: Eukaryota; Viridiplantae; Streptophyta; Magnoliopsida; Lamiales; Orobanchaceae
Source: the annotation of a GenBank genome assembly
AUGAUUCACCCAGGAGCGCAUCGAAACUCUUGUUUUGAAAUGCAGGGGUGGAUUUGCGAAAGCGCGAUUCCAGUCCUUCGGUUUCAGGCAAGGGAAUUACCCAGUUUUGGGAUUGAGGCAAAGGAGAAAGGAUUAGCAGUCUGGCCAGUCUAUCUGGUAAAGCUCCACGGCAGAGUAGAAGGAGGAGAAAGCUGGGAUUGGAUUACAAGUCUGGUCCAUAAAUAUAGUAGAAAGCUGGAUUUCGGAGUCUUUCUAGAUUCGAGAUGGCAUUUGGUAGUCCAUUCCAAUAAAGGCGUCCUGACGUCGGUACAGUGCAGGAAAUUUACCAGUCCCAGUUUUCGGAAACAGCGAAUAAAGAGGAGUACAGAGUCUUCGGUCCUUUGCCAUCAACCAGCAAGUAAACCCUCGUCUCGGAGCAGGCAAGGGGAUCUGGUCUUCCACAUCCGGUUUGGGAAUAACAUUAGUAGCUCAGCUCGGAAAGCUGCAGAGCAUCUCAAGGAAAGGCGGGUUCAGGAUUCGAACCUGCAAUCUUCAGGUCAUGAGCCUGAUGAGUUUACCAAUUACUCUACCCCGCUUCUU